AUGUCAGUGCUUGUUUUGAAAAAAGAUCUUGGGAAGGCCGUCCAAAUUGUCCAUAAAGUAACGUAUCUUGGUGGAACUGUUGGCGACCUCGAAUCCGCCUCACUCAUCGAAGCCAUGCGGCGGCUCCAGUCCCGCUUCAGCUACGAGGACUUUACCGGCCUUUCGUCGUACACGGCCCUGACCGCACCUGCGUGCCAUGAUAUGGUUGCUGCCGUCCGAGUCAGAGACCUCUACUUGGUGCCCGUGCUUCCUACGCUUCAAGACCAGAUGCUGGCGAGCCCAGAGGGAAGCCGGAUCGUCAAGGAGAGGCCGUGCGUCACCGUGAAGACCGUUGACAUGAACUACCUCGCAAUCCUUCCCCAGAAUCCAUUCGGGCGCACUUAUACGACCUGGCUGGAACGAUGCAACGUCACAUCUACCACCCACGAACCAGUGAUGCAGCUCUAUCGCGAAUCGCGCGACCUCUACCACUGCCUCGUUGAUUUCCUCGUCCACGUCACGUCCGAGCUCGCCGUCAAGUCGUUCGAAUUCACCAACCUCGGGCUGCCCAUGGCCGGCUUCGCCGCCGCGUCCGGGCACCUCUGCAUCAGCUCUGCGAAGCGGGCUUGGCUGCUCAGGGACACAUGGAGCCUGAUAAUGGUGUAUUGGGAGCAGGACAAGGACGAGCUGAAGAAGGAGCUCGGGUUGUGGGAUGCACCGGCUGCGAAAUGGCCCAAGCUGCGACCUCACGCGACGGAACAUGGAGUACCUUUUAGACAAAGCAAGAAAGCAGACGGACGGCGAACACAGAUCGAAGUUACCCGCCGCACAGCCGACGCAGCCCGGGAGGACGGCCCAGGAAGACUAUGCGGAAAUACAGAAUACAUCUUAAAAGCUUCCACUAUGUGUCCUAUCGAGCCGCAGGCACAGACGUACAGUCUGCUCGUCGUCAUCUCCUAUAUCUCCAUCAGCCGCCGCGGUGUGCAAUCUAUCGUCUCAUGGUCACAACUGCCGGCGGCGGUAGCGCACACCGGCACCGCUGCCCCGCGCUGCAGGAAGUCCCAUCCCACGGCCGCGUCUCCCAAGACCCUUCUACGCGCCUCCUCUCCAAGUUAGGCGCCCGCGCGCACCGCAUGCUCGGCCAUUGCAACAUACGCUCGCCGGCGCCGUCUGCUCUGCCAUGGUUGGGCCGACGGGCGGAAGUUCGCGGCUGCGCCGAGGGGUGCGCGUUCUGGUCCAGCCCUCACGCCGACCUGGCCGCCUGUAUGUGCCCUUGCGCUAUUCACAAGACGACUCUCUCUCUCGGCGACCAAUUGGGAGGCCUGUUCGCGCGUGUUCGAGCUCGUGGGCCUCUGGGAGGAGUCCCGCUCGACGAACGUCAUUGGUCUGCUCGGGGAGGCGCGUACAUCGAAGGCGGUCGUGGAUAGUCAACUUUACACGUUCGUCGGCCGCGCACGGAUGGCCGGCUGGGACAUAGGCGCAGGUUCUGGUGAGCUCGCGACGGCAUGGUUGCGAUCAUGGAGACGUUGGCAGGCGCACUGGAGGAGGACAAGUAAGGCUGAUGGGAUCCUUGACAUGGUUUGAGUGUCGCUGACGAUAUGAUAGACGUUGGCUUACGGUCUCUAGAUUUAUCCCAUGGCCUGCAUGUACCUGAUUGCACAUUACUCAAUACGAUAUGUUAUGAC
Phanerochaete carnosa HHB-10118-sp is the source of this 1664-nucleotide messenger RNA. RefSeq lists its product as uncharacterized. NCBI's taxonomy places the organism in Eukaryota, Fungi, Basidiomycota, Agaricomycetes, Polyporales, Phanerochaetaceae. Gene Ontology annotation, cellular component: mitochondrion. The record is from RefSeq and is a predicted model, not a curated record. Bases 1 to 1095 code for a protein of 364 amino acids. The transcript is spliced from 11 exons. Gene Ontology annotation, biological process: ubiquinone biosynthetic process.